Molecule: messenger RNA, 544 nt
Organism: Apaloderma vittatum (bar-tailed trogon)
Lineage: Eukaryota; Metazoa; Chordata; Aves; Trogoniformes; Trogonidae
Product: nibrin-like
Exons: 4
Biological process (GO): mitotic G2 DNA damage checkpoint signaling; double-strand break repair via homologous recombination
Cellular component (GO): Mre11 complex
Molecular function (GO): protein binding; damaged DNA binding
Source: RefSeq, a predicted model, not a curated record
GAGAGACAUACUGGCUUUUAAGUGGCACAGAAUAUGUUGUUGGACGCAAAAACUGUGCAAUUUUAAUUCAGGGUGAUCAGUCCAUCAGUCGAAAUCAUGCAGUUCUGACAGUAAGUCGCCCUGAAACGACCCCGGGCCAGUCUCUCUCAGUCCCUUUAUUAACAGUAACAGAUACAUCAAAAUAUGGUACCUUUGUUAAUGGUUCAAAACUCAAUGGCACUUCAGUGUCUUUGCAAUCUGGUGACAGAAUCAACUUCGGAGUCUUUGAGAGCAAGUUUAGAGUGGAAUAUGAACCUUUAGUUGUCUGCUCCUCAUGUUUAGAUGUUUCUCAGAAAACUGCUUUAAAUCAAGCCAUCCAGCAGCUUGGAGGUGUUGUAGUGAAUGAAUGGACACAAGAGUGUACUCAUCUUGUAAUGGUAUCAGUAAAAGUUACUGUUAAGACUAUAUGUGCUUUAAUUUGUGGUCGACCAAUUAUAAAACCAGAGUUUUUUGCUGAAUUAAUCAAAGCUAUCCAGUCCAGGCAACAGUUGCCAAGUCAUGAAAG